Molecule: messenger RNA, 3126 nt
Organism: Cryptococcus deneoformans JEC21
Lineage: Eukaryota; Fungi; Basidiomycota; Tremellomycetes; Tremellales; Cryptococcaceae
Product: snoRNA binding protein, putative
Exons: 6
Coding region: 64-2433 (789 amino acids)
Biological process (GO): maturation of SSU-rRNA from tricistronic rRNA transcript (SSU-rRNA, 5.8S rRNA, LSU-rRNA)
Cellular component (GO): small-subunit processome; nucleolus
Source: RefSeq, a predicted model, not a curated record
GUCCAUCUUGUCUUUUUGCCCUCUCAUCCACUAUCCUCUUAUCCACUCAUCCAUAUCGCCCGCAUGUCGCUCUUCGGCCAGAUCAAGCGGCACAACCCUGCAAAACCACGCCGCUCACCCCUCCCCACCUCAGCAUGGGACGACGACCGCCGCUUCGGCCUCUCUGGCCCCUCUGCAUAUUCUAGAUGGUUCACCACCCUUUACAUCCCCCUCCGCCUUCCUUUUGGCCACCCAUCCGACUCUCACUCCCUCUCCUCGGGCUCAUCCCUAGGAUCCCCAAGACCCUAUCACGCAAAGCCCAGAACUCGCCAUCUCAAAGUCUACCUUCCCAUUCCACCUCGCCUCUACGCCCGUAUUCCGCGCCUCAAUUCUCCCAUUCGUGUCCUUUUGCUACUCGUCUUCAGUGUAGUCGUGGGCUUCUUCCUUCUUGGGUUCAGAAAAACAAGACAGGGUGAAAGAACGUGGUCUCCUCCGUUUGUGGACCCAGAUACAAUGGUCAUUACACCGGAAGAGGCAGCGAUGGUAUGGGAAUGGGAGAUCUUGAGUGGGCACUAUCCGAGUAUCGAACAUCCUCCCGACCAUCUCCCGCUUUAUCCCUCCCUCAAAAACCCUGUCGUACCCGCGACACUCCUCCCUUCCCCAUCGUCCCCAACCCCUUUAGUCGCAUAUCAAAACCGUGCAGACAAAUUCCCUUCCGCCCAUUUGGCUGGAAACGGCCCCGAGCGACAUUAUCUGUCUGUAUGGGAUAUGCGAGAAAGUCAGCCUGGAUUCCCGGCAAGGCCUAUGCCGGGGUCCAUCUUGGAUCUGGACUUAGUGUUGGAAAAGUGCGAUCUUGGCACCAACAAGUACGUGCGAGAUUGUUUGGAAUUCCUGAGGAUUGGAGGAGGUCUUGACAUCGGCAAACGGGUGCGAAGAGGCAACUAUUUGACUCAGUAUAAACAGCUCUAUUAUGAGGAAUCCACUCCUUCCCAAUCUCUCUCCAUGAUGCCUCGCAACCUUAAGCAAUCGACCGGCCGAUCCAAAACCCCUCUUAUCCUUCCCGAUCCCUACGAUAUCCCAGCAAGUUUCGACUCCCGUGACGCUUGUGAUCCUUUGCACCCCAGGAUAUUCCACAUAUUCUGGACAGGACCGUUCACAGAUAAGCCAUACAUGGCUGUCAUGUCCUUCCUCUUUACUCAGAACCUUGGGCUCGACAAGCCAGUGGAUGCAGUGUCUGAUACUGCAAGCGUCGUUCGCGGGACUUGUCGACCUCAACUCUGGUUGUGGAUCAACCCUGGUCCUGCUGCUGCCGUACCCAAUCCUUCAGCUAAAAGAGAAAUGUACGAGCAGUUGGCUACAAACCCAUGGUCUGCGCCUUUCUUGCAUGACAGAUUUAGGGACGUUGUCAAAUUCAAGAUGUGGAACACCACUGAACAGCUGGAUGGUGUGGCUGAACUUAAGGAUCACUGGCGAAAAAUGCCCAUCUUCAACUCGGGCGGAAAUACGUAUGGCGAUCCAAUGGGAAAGACCGAGGACGAAGUCAAUGAAGAAAUCGAAGACGAAUCAGGCAAAACUGCCUCUCCCAAAAAGAAGGGUGGCCUUUUCGAAAAAGUUGGCUCCUCCUCAGAAUCGGACUAUGACCGUUUGUCCGUCAUCCUCUCCGACAUGGCACGAUUUAUCGUAACUCAUAGAUUUGGCGGUAUCUAUCUCGACGCUGAUACCAUCUUCCUUCGUGAUUGGGAAGAACUGUGGAACUACCGAGGCCAGUUUGCCUACCGCUGGUCAUGGCACGAAAAAUACAACACUGCAGUACUCAAGCUCCACAAAGGCUCCGCUCUCAGCACGUUCUUGUUCAAGACGGCUUUGGAGAACGGACUAGAUUUCCACCCCAUGACGGUAUCGAGGUAUCUGAAAGAUGCCGGAUUGGAAAAGCUUCUAUUCAGAGUGCCCGAUGCGUUGUUUGACCCGGCUUGGUUGAACAUGGAAAGAUACCAAAGAGAUAGGCCGCCGUUCCCGUACUUCCCAGAAUUCUCCGUCUUCUUCUCCAAUGACAAGUUUGACACCGCUGGUCCUCAGCCAUUAGGGUUCGAUGGGUUUUUCAGGGGUGCAUUCUCCUAUCACUUCCAUAAUUUCUGGUGGCUGCCCUUUGACCCCUCGCGCAACUUUCCAGAUCUCGGUCAUCGAUUCAUCAAAGGCGAAAGAGCUUUGCGUGAUGCCGCGCGUUCUUCAUCCUCCGACCAAGCUUCCCACCUUGUCGGUGACGAUGUCGAGCCUCGCAGUGUCCUCGAUCCUAGUCAAGAGGGCGUUGAAGGUGACGGUGAUGUCACGAGCAGGGAGGACAUGGAUGAUGAGCUUGAUUUGAGUUGGUCAACUGUACUCAAGAGGAGCUUUGAAGGAUUUUUGAGGGGAGAGAGGCCAAAUGCUUAUGGGGAAUGGCUGGAAUGGGGGGAUUAGGUACAGGAACUUGAGCAAUUUGGAUGAAGGUCGUGCAGGGGGGUGGGGGGGGCAUCAGGUUUGGAUGAACGAUAGACUGGACGACAUACCUAUACCUUGAAACUCUUGAAGAUACCCCGAAAAGGCUUUGGAGAUUUUUUUUCUUGCGGCUACAAAGUGCUAUAGCAGUGCAGCUCGAGUGUUUUUAAUUUUCCUUUAUCAUGCCGCCAUCAUCAUUUUCAACUUCCGUUCAUUAUUAUUAUCUUGCUUAUUAUACUAUAACAAUACUACAAUACAAGCAGGUCAAAUAGCAUCGUCUACGUCAACAAGGCCGCUGCUCAAAAAAAUGUUGUUUUAUCUUUUGUCUACUCUACUUUGCCAAUUCAAUAUCGUUGCGAGCAGACGGAGGGUGUACGUCGAGUGCCUCUAGGUAUUUAGGGGGUGAAAACAAUAAUACGAAAUCCAUUAAAAUCCCUUCUUUUGAAAAAGCCUUAUAUAAAGUCAGGCCAAAUUAUUAUAGUGCCCUGCAUAAAUGAUAACAUACCACCACCUUUUGUAUGAUGUUCCUUGAUGCAUUUGGUGGUGGUGGUCCACGUUUUCUUCAUAGUUCUUGGAAUGUGAUGAUAGUUUUUUGCAAGGUUUUGAUACUUGCUGAAAAUGAGCUAUGGACUUUAUUUCGUUAUUUGAAGGAAGAGGAAAUUCCAUCCAGUGUUG